Molecule: messenger RNA, 1971 nt
Organism: Branchiostoma floridae (Florida lancelet)
Lineage: Eukaryota; Metazoa; Chordata; Leptocardii; Amphioxiformes; Branchiostomatidae
Product: kelch-like protein 12
Exons: 11
Coding region: 92-1870 (592 amino acids)
Molecular function (GO): protein binding
Source: RefSeq, a predicted model, not a curated record
CUCUCUUGUUUACAGAACCCUGUUCCCUCUACAAUACACCGAUUGCUAAGUUACAUUUUAGAAUAGGAAGCAAUAAACAUAAUCCACCACCAUGGCAGCAGCUGCAGCUACAGCAUCAACAACAGAAGAAGACGUGUGCAUGACCCCCGACUCCACCACCAUGGUGGACAUCAAGAACAUCCUGCCCAGCGAGAGCUACGCUAAGUCCCUCCUGGUACAGAUGAACGCCCUGCGGAAGAAGGAGACCUUGUGUGACGUCAUGUUGGUCGUGAAGGGACAGGAGUUCCCGGCGCAUCGCAUCGUGCUGGCAGCUGCGAGCGAUUAUUUCUGUGCUAUGUUUACGAAUGAGAUGUCAGAAAAAAGCCAGUCAUCAGUGGAGCUGCAGGGCCUGUCUCCACGUGUGAUGGAGAUCCUGCUGGACUUCGUGUACACGGAGACUGUCAAUGUCACAGUGGAGAAUGUGCAGGAUCUCCUGCCUGCUGCCUGUCUCUUACAACUCAAAGGUGUGAAGGAAGCCUGCUGCGACUUCCUGGAGAGUCAGCUCGAUCCCUCCAACUCCCUGGGCAUCAUGAGUUUUGCGGACGCUCACACCUGCCAGUCCCUGAGACGAGCGGCAGAGGUGCACACCCACCGGCACUUCUCAGACGUGGUGCAGCAUGAAGAGUUCCUCCUGCUGGAGAGGGAUGACGUGGAAAAACUACUCAAGUGUGACGAGAUUCAGGUACCGUCAGAAGAGCCAGUGUUUGAGGCCCUGAUGCAGUGGGUGAAACACAGACUGGAGGGCAGGAAGCCGUACCUGCCUGAGCUGUUAGAGUCUGUCAGACUGCCUCUUCUCACACCCAGAUACAUCACUGAUGUGGUGGACAAGGAGAUGCUGAUCAGAAGAAGCUUGGAGUGUCGAGAUCUGGUGGACGUAGCCAAGAGAUUCCACCUGAGACCAGAGCUGCGAGCAGAGAUGCAGGGACCACAGACCAAGCCCAGAACAGGUGCCAGUGAAGUGAUGUUGGUGAUCGGAGGCUUUGGCAGCCAACAGUCUCCUGUUGACACCGUGGAAAAAUACAACCCCAAAACUGAGGAGUGGGAGUUUCUUCCUGCUAUAACCAAGAAGAGACGGUAUGUUGCGUCCUGUUCCCUGAACGACCGUGUGUACGUGAUCGGAGGUUACGAUGGGCGCUCCAGACUCAGCACGGUGGAGUGUCUAGACUACCACAUGUUCAGUCGGCAUAAGAACGAGACGUGGAGGAACAUCUCAUCUAUGACACACAGGAGGGGGCUGGCCUCAGCCUGUGUGAUGGGGGACCAUAUCUACGUGGCGGGAGGGUUUGAUGGUUCAUACCGACACAGCAGUAUGGAGAGAUACGACCCUCAGAUAGACAGAUGGACAGUAUUAGGGGACAUGGAGAAUGGACGUGAGGGGGCGGGACUCAUAGCAGCCAAUGGGUCCAUCUACUGUAUAGGGGGGUAUGAUGGGCUGCACAUCCUCCGGUCAGUGGAGAGAUAUGACCCCAACAGUGGACAGUGGACAACACUACCCUCCAUGGUCACUAAGAGAUCAGGUGCAGGAGUCGGUUUGAUAAAUGACACCAUCUACGUGGUGGGAGGGUUUGACGGCAGCACCCACUUAAACUCCGUGGAGUGCUUCAACGUGCGGACCAACCAGUGGACACGGGCAGCCAACAUGGUGUCGGCACGCUGCUAUGUAGGAGCCACUGUACUACAGGGGAGACUGUACGCUAUAGCAGGGUAUGAUGGUCAGUCCCUACAGAGCAGUAUCGAGGCGUAUGACACCAUCACGGACAGCUGGGAGGUGGUGUCCAACAUGGCCACACAGAGAUGUGAUGUGGGCAUAGCCGUAGUGUCAGAGGUGUAACUGGUAACAGGGUAUCAGACAGAAAAGUAUUUAAAUUGAAGUAUUUUGGAUUCAAUGCAACUUUGGGCUGUUCCAUUUGUAAAGUUUAGGAGAGAUGGUCU